UGUUUAUACAUACUGUGUACCAAUCGCUGUUUUUGGCAUAAGUAUCAACCGUAUGACAGAGAAAGAUAUAAAACACUGAAUAAACAGGUUGCGAAAUAAAGUAAAUAAAGUUGCGAAAUUAUAAAUUCUCCUGGGUUGUGAUAUUUGUCAGAUGGCAAAGUCAGGUAUUAUUCAUUCGUUAAGGUCGAGUACAGAAAGUUUCAAAUUAUUAUUGAUUUUCUUAAUUUAAAAGAUCGACUGUUGAAAAACGGUUGGUUGCUCUCGGUGGAUACGUCAUAAACUUGACGGGAAGAAUUACGGAAAAGGAACAUAAUGAUAUAUUUGUAUUGCUAAAUAUACGAUAAGGAACAUGCUUGCGGCAAGUAUCGGAAAGAGCAUAAUCGCACAUCGUUGGCAAACAUGCCUGCGUACUUUGUUUACAACAAAAUUGAUGAACGAAAAAGAACACUUUCGACGAGAACCCUAUCAAUCUGGCAAACUCACCGAUAUUGGAACACGAAGGAUAUUCAGCAGUGAACACGAUAUAUUUAGAGAAUCCGUGCGGAGAUUUUUUAAUGAACACGUCGUCCCAAAUACGGUAAAAUGGGAAGAAGCAGGUCAAGUAGAUCGUGAAUGUUGGACCAAGGCUGGUGAAGCCGGUUUGCUAGCUGUCAGUAUUCCUGAAGACAAAGGCGGACUGGGAGGAGACUGGCUGUCCAGCGUGAUAGUUCAAGAAGAGCAGUGUUAUUGCAAUUCUACUGGUCCUGGAUAUUUGUUGCACUCUGAUAUUAUGAUGCCAUAUAUAGCGAAAUAUGGCACAAAGGAGCAAAUUUCAAAAUAUAUGCCUGACUUGACAGCUGGAAGAAAUAUUGGUGCUAUUGCGAUGACUGAGCCCAAUGCUGGAAGUGAUCUUCAAGGUAUUCGAACUACCGCCAAAAGAGAUGGUGAUGAAUGGGUUAUAAAUGGAAGUAAAACAUUCAUCACAAACGGAUAUCUAUCCGAUGUUGUAAUCGUAGCUGCCUUGACUGAUACAAACGCAAAAUCUGCGGCACAUGGACUAACUCUGUUUAUCGUGGACAAAAAUUCGCCAGGUUUCAAGAAGGGAAGAAUACUCAAAAAAUUAGGAUUGAAAGGACAAGAUACGUGUGAAUUAUUUUUUGAAGAUUGCAGAGUUCCAUUUGAUGCCGUAUUGGGAGGAGAGGCAGGAUUGAAUAAAGGUUUUCAGACUUUGAUGCGUGAGCUUCCCCAAGAGAGAUUGCUUAUAGCAAAUGUGUCCAUAGCAGCCAGCGAAUUUAUGUUCGAAGAAACAAGAGAAUAUGUCAAACAAAGAAAAGCAUUCGGUCGGCGAAUCGCGGAUUUACAAACCAUUCAGCAUAAACUGGCCGAACUCAAGACCGAAAUCGCUGCAACACGAGCUUUUGUCGACCAAUGCAAUGAGCUUCACAAUGUCGGAAAACUGGAUAAUUCAACGGCAUCAAUGGCAAAGUAUUGGGCAUCCGAAAAAGUUAAUUUUCAAGCGUACGAUUUUGUACAAAUGUUUGGAGGAGCUGGCUAUAUGUGGGAAUACCCUCUGGCGAAAACUUAUGUUGACGUUCGUGUACAUCCUAUUUACGGAGGCAGCAACGAAAUUAUGAAGGAAUUAAUCAGCAGGCAGAUUGUGGAAGAAUAGGACCCGCGCUAAUUUUUGUUUAAAAUCAAUUGCUUAGAAAAUCAUUUAUAUAAAAUGUAAUGUGUUGUUUCACUUCAUUAGCAAAACAUUCCUCAAAAGGUAUUUUUAAGCUAGAUUGAGGAUCAAUUAAUUGAUCGAUUCUACUACCUAAUAUCGUAUUCAUCUCGACAAUGCUUUAUAUUGUGUGCUUUUUGUGUAUAGGAAAUCGUUAACUUUCCGAUCCUAGCCGCCCACAUAAAUUUAAUUUGUUGAAUGCUUACUUUUGAUUAGUAUCAUGUAACAUUUUUGAGAACCAUUUUGUCCACGAACGUGACACGAAGAUGUUAUCAAUAUA
This is a messenger RNA of Styela clava, 1982 nucleotides long. The record is from RefSeq and is a predicted model, not a curated record. Lineage: Eukaryota; Metazoa; Chordata; Ascidiacea; Stolidobranchia; Styelidae.